CGCCGCCGGCCGCUGCCUCCACUACUGGCCUAGCCUCCCGGCGCCCCGCCUCCACGAGUCCCCCGGCGCCGUCAGCCUGCCCUUCCUCGCCAGUACGCCUCCCCUUGCUUCCCAUCCCCCACCGCCCGUUCAGCCGUCCUCACCCUCGCGGUGGCGCCUGAGUCCGAGCUUAGCGCCCUCCGAGCACGAGCAGUCUUGCCGUCUUGUUCAUUUCUGCCGGCGAGCACCGAGUGGGACGUCCUGAAUACCUGAACCCCACUGCUAAACGCCAUCAAGGUAUGAUGGCGCAGGCUUGGGCCGCGGCGGCGCUGCGCCGCUUGAGGCGUCCCCGCGAUCCCUCCGCGGCAUUUCUCUCCUCGCUCUUACAUUCUUGCCUCCUCUCAUCUGCCUCCGCGUACUCUCCGGGAGCGCCGCACGGGACGAAGCCGCCCGCCGGGGCCGGCUCUCCCAUCAGCAGUUGCAGGAGCACGUGCAGUUGGUUCGACUCCCACGGGCGGCAGUCUGCUGCGGCUACGACUACGACGAGAGCCCUGCACCACGCUCCGAGCUCUGACGGCUCUGUGGCCACCGUCUCAAGUGAGACUGCACCCACCUCGCAGUCUCAACUCUUACAUUUCAUCAAAUCCACAUUUGGGACACUCAAAGGAAAAAAUCAUUGUUGGUUGAAUGCCGUGGAGGGCAUUUGGAAAACAUUUAAUCAAGAAGGAAUAUAUCUUGUUCUGUUGUAUCAGUCACAUGAAACAUUAGACGGGGACAGUAAACAUUCAGAUGCUUUUAGAAAAUUGAAAUAUCUUCAUCAGAGGUACCCACACCUAAAUGUUUUUGCUAUGCAAUAUGGCAGUGGUAUUAGUUCCCUAGCCACUCAAAGCCAAGCAGUUCGUACAAUAAUGGAGGAAUACAUUACGUUUCCUAUCUUGUUGUCAGACAAAGAAUUUACCAAUAUGACAAAUGGUGCUUGCUACUUGCUAUUUGAAGGUUCUAAGGAUGAUAUACUCUUCGCAAAAUUGGAUGGGGACCCUGAGCCCAUGAUCAGGGGCAUGGAAGGAUUUAGUGCAUUGACUGCAGAACCUUCUGAAAAUGUUCUAGAAUCAGGAGUUCCGUGGCAGAAAGAAGAGGUUGUCAAAGAGCCAUAUGUAGGUUCUCUCAGAAACUUGUUACUUUAUCAUCCAGGUGGCCUAUCAGUUGAUGAGGACGGUGAUCGCAUUUUUAUCUCUGAUAGUAACCACCAUAGAAUAAUCAUUAGCAACGGUGAUGGUGUGAUUUUAGACUGUAUUGGAUCUUCCCCAGGUUUUGAGGAUGGUGAAUUUGAAUCUGCCAAGUUAAUGCACCCUGCUGCAUCAUUUUACCAUGCUGCUGAAGAUUGUCUAUAUAUUGUGGAUUCGGAGAAUCAUGCAGUUAGAAAAGCAGAUUUCGGAAGAAGGUUUCUGGAGACAGUUUAUCCGGUCUUCAAUAAAAAAGGAAGUGGUGUCUGGAGUUGGAUAAUUGAUAAGCUUGGUUUGACAAAGGAAGACGCUUCAAAGAAAGACGAGGCUUUAAACAUUCAAGAUUUCGAUGCUGACUCAGUAGUGUUUCCAUGGCAUUUGCUUCAAAUUUCCGAGGACGAUUUGUUAGUAGCAGCUCGCAACUUUGAAACAUCAUGGAUCCUCAGCAUGUCAACUGGCGAAAAACAGAAUAUUUUAAGAGGUAGAGCUGAAGCAAUGGAGUUGUGUCAGCAAAUGAUUGAUGAGAGGCAUGCCCUCCUUAAAGAUAUACACAUCAAUGGGUCAUCAGGUGAUAAAGACCAUUCUAAUCUGCUGGAGAAGAUCCCUUGCAAUGGACUUGUAUCGUCAAUUUCAAGAUUCCGGAAAUGCAUUCUCUUCUGUGAUACAGAUGGUCAAAGGGUUCAGAAGCAUGACUUGGAUACCAAAGAAACCUCGAUUAUUCAUUUUACAAAUGUUGGGGUUCUUGGGUUACCAUAUUGGUUUGUUUGCCGUCUCGAGAAAGUAUCUACCUGGGGACAUUCAGCUGGACAAUUUCAAGAGCAUAGCCGUAAAGUAAAUGUGCUCCCUGGAAGAUGCAACAUCAAGAUCUCUGUAGACAUCCCGGUUGAUACUGAGCUUGCCACACCUUUGGUUGAGAGCUGUAUUUGGCGCCAAGUAAGGGGAUCUGGUGCUGAGAUUUCUGAAUCUGAUGCACAAGAAACAACGUCUGAGAAGGUUGGUAUAGCACAGCAAUGGUACGAUGAAAUAGACAACCUAGCCUUUUCUGAAGCUGCUGAGGAACCUGCUGUGCAUAAAGGUGAUGAUAAACCCGCAGAUGAAAGUCACCAAGACCAGAAAUGCGUGCAUUUCACCUGCGCAGUUAACGUCAGCCCUGGGACAUGCGAGCUGGUGGCCUCUGCUGCGUUGUACCUGAAGGUUGACCGAAUGAAAGCGGACCACAAGGACCAGAAAACAGUGAUCAAGAGGAUCCUCCAGUGCCAGGGGCAUGAGGAGCACGCAGGCGUCGAGCUCCUGACAGAGAACCACAGAGACGCGAGGGAUCUGGUCAUCAUGAAGCCGGUCCAUAUAAGGCUGAGGAUGGAGUGCGCCGAUCACCCUGCUGGAACCACCAACAAGGAGACCAUCAGCACCGAGUCUAGUCUUGAGAUCAGUAUAUCUUUAGAGUAGCCAUUUCUAUUCCACUGAGGACACGAUAGUGCACGUUACGUGCUAGGGUAGAAUGACUUGUUCGUAAGAGACCGGGAUCUUGUCACUAGACAAAGAUGUUCAGCCCAUUUGAGGUAGUCUGGCAGUUGCCCUGUCUACAGAAACACAUGGCUUGGAGAUGAACAGAGCUUCAGACAUAGCGAGAAUUAAUGAAACAUUACAGAUA
This is a messenger RNA of Hordeum vulgare subsp. vulgare (domesticated barley), 2853 nucleotides long. RefSeq lists its product as uncharacterized. Lineage: Eukaryota; Viridiplantae; Streptophyta; Magnoliopsida; Poales; Poaceae. The transcript is spliced from 16 exons. Bases 279 to 2648 code for a protein of 789 amino acids. The record is from RefSeq and is a predicted model, not a curated record. Gene Ontology annotation, molecular function: protein binding.